This is a messenger RNA of Nicotiana tabacum (common tobacco), 2458 nucleotides long. NCBI's taxonomy places the organism in Eukaryota, Viridiplantae, Streptophyta, Magnoliopsida, Solanales, Solanaceae. The record is from RefSeq and is a predicted model, not a curated record.
GUUAUUGGAGGGGGGAUAAUUGUGUUGGGAUCCAGCCAGUGGCCUCUUUUCAAACUUGAUGUUUACGGAACCAUGAGGGCUGAUGGCCAAAGUUGUCGUACCCCAAGCAGAAACAGUAAUGGUACUCUUGCUGGUGGAGUUGGUGGUGGUUCUGGAGGAACAAUUCUACUUUUUCUUCAAGCUCUUUCCCUUAUGGACAACUCAGCUUUAUCAGUUGUUGGAGGCUGUGGUGGCCCACUGGGUGGAGGAGGUGGUGGUGGUGGCAGAGUUCAUUUUCAUUGGUCUAAGAUAAACAUGGGUGAGGAGUAUGUCCCUCUUGCAACUGUAAAUGGAACCAUUGACCAUAGUGGAGGUACCGGUGAUGGUGGUGGUCUUCGUGGAGAGAAAGGCACAGUAACUGGAAGGAAGUGUCCUAAGGGCUUGUAUGGUACAUUCUGUACGGAAUGCCCUACUGGAACAUACAAAGAUGCUGAAGGAUCAGACCCUUCCCUGUGUAUUCCCUGUUCCAUGGAGCUCCUUCCUAGACGUGCUUAUUUCAUUCAUAGGCGAGGAGGAGUAACUGAAUCACCUUGCCCCUAUAAAUGUAUCACUGAUAAGUAUAGGAUGCCAAACUGCUAUACACCUUUGGAGGAGCUCAUAUACACAUUUGGAGGCCCAUGGCCUUUUUCACUGUUGCUGUCGUGCAUCGUUGUGCUGCUGGCUCUUUUAUUAAGUACUUUGCGAAUCAAACUAGUAGGAUCAAGGAGUUCUUAUAACACUUCAAAUUCAAUGGACCAUCACAGUCAUCACCAUUUCCCUCAUCUCCUAUCCUUGUCCGAGGUCCGAGGUGCUAGAACAGACGAAACUCAGAGUCAUGUCCACAGGAUGUAUUUUAUGGGCCCCAAUACCUUCCGUGGACCCUGGCAUCUUCCUUACUCACCCCCUGAUGCCAUUAUUGAGAUUGUGUAUGAAGAUGCUUUUAACAGAUUCAUAGAUGAGAUCAAUUCAGUUGCUGCAUAUGAUUGGUGGGAGGGUUCAGUGCAUAGCAUACUUUCUGUCGUUGCAUAUCCUUGCGCAUGGUCUUGGAAACAAUGGCGGAGGAGAAGCAAAAUUCAUCGCCUUCAGGAGUAUGUUAAGUCAGAAUAUGAUCAUUCUUGUUUACGGUCCUGCCGUUCACGUGCUUUAUACAAAGGAAUGAAGGUUGGAGCAACACCUGACUUGAUGGUUGCUUAUAUUGAUUUCUUCCUUGGUGGUGAUGAGAAACGUUUAGACAUAGUAGCAAGUAUACAGAAGAGAUUCCCCAUGUGCAUUAUCUUCGGUGGUGAUGGAAGUUACAUGUCACCAUAUAAUCUUCACAGCGACACAUUAUUGACAAAUCUCCUUGCUCAGCAUGUACCUUCAACUGUUUGGAAUCGGCUGGUAGCUGGUUUGAAUGCCCAGUUGAGAACUGUGAGGCAUGGGUCAAUCCGCUCUGCGCUCCUACCUGUCUUGAAUUGGGUUAGAAGUCAUGGAAACCCCCAGCUUGAGUUUCAUGGUGUUAAGAUCGAGCUUGGGUGGUUCCAAGCAACCGCUAGCGGGUACUACCAAUUGGGUAUUUUGGUGCUGGCUGGUGAUCAUUCUCUCUAUGAUCUCCCACAAUCUGAAGUCUCAGAAAGCUGUGAUGACUUCUCUAAAGCUUCCUCUGUACUAAAAUCUUUGCAANUUACCCUUCUUACUUUAGUUUUAUUCUACUGGGUAUCUCUUGGGACUUUUCUAGCUGUACUGCUUGUCCUUCCUCUAUCUUUGCUUUCGCCUUUUCCAGCCGGUUUGAAUGCCUUGUUCAGCAAAGGUCCAAAGAGAGCUAGUCUUGCUCGAGUAUACGCACUAUGGAAUGCUACCUCAUUGUCUAAUGUUGCUGUUGCCUUUAUAUGUGGUUUAAUCCACUAUGGAAUUUCUGCAUUGAAGCCCCCUGAUGAGGCUAGCAUGUGGGGUUUGAAAAGGGAAGAUGACAAAUGGUGGCUUUUUCCUACAAUCCUGCUGCUAUUUAAGUCGGUUCAAGCUCGAUUUGUUGAUUGGCAUAUAGCAAAUUUAGAAGUUCAAGAUUUUUCUCUCUUCAGUCCGGAUCCUGAUACAUUUUGGGCCUAUGAAGCUGCUUCUUGACAUGAAGAAUAUAAUACGUUGGAUAGGAUGGAGAAAUUGUGCAAAUUUUUGGCAUGGCACUUCUUGGAAUUUUGACCUGUAUAUAUGUCCAAAUCAGUACAAAAGCAUUGGUAUACAUGUGCAGUGUUCUUUGAUGUAAUUAGUGUUUGAAGAGAACAAAGAUGAUAGGUUUAGAAAGUGGAAUUUUUCAUUGAGUUUUUUCUCCUAGUAGAGGAGAAUGUAUAGGUGAUUUACAGAUAAUUUUGAGAGAGCACAGAUGGAUUAGGAGCAAGUAUUUCUUUUUUCAACUUAAUGUUACUCCUAAAAAUAGUGAAACGUAAUGCAAUUUUGUUCUCCUUAA